UCAUCGUACUAGUGGACUGAAGAGACAAAUUUCCAAUUUUGUGGCCAUGGAGAAUGAAAAAUUUUAUGCUUGUUGGGAGAGAUAUAUGGAGGCUGUCAAUGCUUGUCCUCAUCAUGGUUUUGACACUUGGAUGUUGGUAAGCUACUUUUAUGAAGGUAUGUCACCGGCUAUGAAACAAUUGCUAGAAACCAUGUGUGGAGGAGACUUUAUGAGCAAGAGUCCUGAUGAAGCUAUGGAUUUUCUAAACUAUGUGGCUGAAAUAUCUAGAUCAUGGGAUGAACCUCAUGGAAAAGACUCCAGCAAAGUCAAGCCCCAAAACAAUGCUAAAGGGGGAAUGUACACUUUGAAUGAGGAUGUAGAUGUGCAAGUAAAAAUGGCAACUCUAUCAAGGAGAUUGGAAGAACUUGAAGCAAGAGGAGCUAAUGAAAUCAAAGUGGUUAAUGAUGUUCCAAUGCAAAUUGCUCAAUGCUCCAUAUGUCAAUCCGGUGAACAUCUAGUGAGCGAAUGCCCCACCAUACCAGCUGUUAGAGAAAUGUUUAUGGAGCAAGCUAAUGUUGUUGGAUUUGUUAAACACUCCAACAAUUCUCCAUUUUCAAACACUUAUAAUCCGGGUUGGAGGAAUCAUCCAAAUCUAUCUUGGAAGAGUGGACAAGGACAAUUUUCUUCUAACAUGCAAACUUCUCAACCUCAAGCUUCACCGGUAGAACAAGCUAUAGUGAAUUUGAGUAAAGUGAUGGGGGACUUCAUUGGAGAUCAAAAGAGUAUCAAUACUCAAUUAAAUCAAAGGAUGGAUCAUGUGGAGACAUCUUUCAAUCAGAAAUUUGAUAGCUUGCAAACCAAUCUCACACAAAAAUUUGAUAAUAUGCAGCUUGCUAUUUCCAAACUCACAAGUAUGCAUACGGUGCAAGAAAAAGGAAAAUUCCCUUCACAACCCCAACAAAAUCCAAGGGGAGUUCAUGAAAUUGGAGAAAAAAAUGAAAAUUUGGCUAAGGUAGAUGAAGUGAAGGCAAUCAUUACCUUAAGAGGUGGAAAACAAGUUGAUCAACCUAUGCCAAAACCAAAAGAGAAUAAAGGAGGGGAACAAGAAGAAAAUGAAGGUGACAUGAUCAAGCAAGUUCCUCCCUAUGCCAAGUUCCUCAAAGAUUUAUGUACAAUGAAGAGGGGGCUGAACAUCAACAAGAAAGCUUUCUUAACUGAACAAGAAAAUGCUAAGCCAAUUCGUCAACCUCAAAGGCGAUUGAAUCCUCACAUGCAAGAGGUUGUUCGAAAUGAGGUACUUAAGCUGUUACAAGCUGGAAUUAUCUACUCUAUUUCGGAUAGCACUUGGGUGAGUCCUACUCAAGUUGUACCUAAAAAGUCAGGAGUGACCGUGGUACAAAAUGAAAAGGGAGAAUCUAUUCCUACAAGAUUGACCACGGGAUGGAGAGUGUGUAUUGACUAUCGAAAACUGAAUGCUGUCACAAGAAAGGAUCAUUUUCCUCUUCCAUUCAUGGACCAAGUAUUGGAGAGGGUCUCGGGACAUCCUUAUUAUUGUUUUCUUGAUGGUUACUCUGGUUAUUUUCAGAUUGAGAUUGCCUUGGAAGAUCAAGAGAAGACAACAUUCACUUGCCCUUUUGGUACCUAUGCAUAUAGGAGAAUGCCAUUUGGCUUAUGCAAUGCUCCCGCAACUUUUCAAAGAUGCAUGCUAAGUAUCUUUAGUGACAUGGUAGAGAGAAUCAUGGAAGUUUUCAUGGACGACCUUACCAUCUAUGGUGAGGAUUUUGGAGAUUGUCUCUCAAAUUUGGAAACAAUACUUCAAAGAUGCAUUGAGAAAAAUUUAGUGCUAAAUUGGGAGAAAUGCCACUUUAUGGUAGAAAAAGGCAUUGUCUUAGGUCAUGUUAUCUCAAGGAAAGGGAUCGAAGUGGAUAAAGCAAAGAUAGAGAUAAUUGUGAAUCUACCACCACCAACAAAUGUUAAAGAAGUUAGACAAUUCCUUGGUCAUGCAGGUUUUUAUAGACGUUUCAUCAAGGAUUUCUCUAAGCUAGCAAGACCUAUGUGUGCCUUACUUGCUAAGGAUGCCAAAUUCAAAUGGGAUCAAAAUUGUCAACAUUGCUUUGAAGAGUUGAAGAGACUAUUGACCACUGCACCUAUUGUGAGAAGACCAAAUUGACUGCCUUUUGAAGUUAUGUGUGAUGCAAGUGAUCAAGCAAUGGGAGCAAUUCUAGGGCAAAGAGAUGAGGGGAAACCUUAUGUUAUCUACUAUGCAAGUAAAACUCUUAAUGAGGCACAAAAGAACUACACCACCACUGAAAAAGAGUUGCUUGCGGUUGUCUUUGCAUUAGACAAGUUUAGAGCAUAUCUUGUUGGAGCUCCUAUAGUGAUCUUCACCGACCAUUCAGCUUUGAAAUAUUUAGUCAACAAGAAAGACUCUAAAGCAAGACUAAUUCGUUGGAUUUUACUUCUUCAAGAAUUCAAUCUUGAAAUAAAGGAUAAGAAAGGUGUAGAGAAUGUGGUAGCUGACCACCUAUCCCGAAUUUCUGUGGAACACAUUCCGGAAAGCCCCCCCAUCAAUGAAGAAUUUCCUGAUGAUGCUCUUUUGAAAGUAGACACCAAUCCAUGGUAUGCUCAUAUUGCAAAUUAUCUAGUCACUAGAGAACUACCUAAGGAAUGGACUAUUCAAGAGAGAAGAUUUUUCUUAUCCAAGGUGCAUGCAUACUAUUGGGAGGAACCAUUUUUGUACAAGUAUUGUGCUGAUCAACUCAUUAGGAAGUGUGUACCGGAAGAAGAAACAAGCGGACAAGUGGAGUUAGCUAACCGUGAGAUCAAGAACAUCCUGAUGAAAGUGGUGAAUGCAAACCGCAAGGAUUGGGCACUAAGACUUCAAGAUGCACUUUGGGCUUACCGAACUGCCUACAAAACAAUUCUUGGAAUGUCACCAUAUAGGUUGGUUUUUGGUAAGGCAUGUCAUCUACCAGUGGAAAUGGAGUAUAAAGCAUGGUGGGCCAUAAAGAAAUUGAAUUUUGAUAUGCAAAGAGCUGGGUUGAAGAGAUUCCUAGAUUUGAAUGAGUUAGAAGAAAUGAGGAACGAAGCCUACAUGAAUUCAAAAAUUUCUAAGGACAAACUCAAAAGAUGGCAUGAUCAAAUUGUCCUUAGAAAAGAGUUUCAAGAGGGACAAAAGGUGCUCCUAUAUGAUUCAAAAUUGCACAUCUUUCCGGGAAAGCUCAAAUCUCGAUGGAAUGGCCCAUACUUGGUUCAUAAAGCGUAUUCGAAUGGGAUGGGAAAUCAAAAACGAAAAUCAUUAGACAUUGAGGAAGAAUUUGUGGUGAUGAAUGACGGAAAUGACGAAGACACCGAUCCCGAAUCACCUCCGGGAUUUUCCCUCUCUGAACCUCCCAUUUCUGGACAUCGAAAUCAGAGGAAUGCCGCAAGAUCUUCAAUGGAUAAAGGAAAAUCAAAGAUGGUUGCUACUCCUGGAAAAUUACCGCAACAUGCUGUAGUUCAGUCCACUGUUGCUAAAGCCCCUGCUCCUACUCCGGUUACAAAAUCUGCACCUCCACCAAGCCGACCACCUCAGUUCCACUUCACGAAAGCACCGAAGAAGAAAUUAGCCACUGGUGCAAGGGAGGACUGCUCAGAUAGAAAAUUUCAUGAAGAAUGUUACUAUGAUUUCAAGGCUUUUGCUGCAUCAUCUCUUACUAAAUUCUCCACGGAGCUUUGUUGUCGAUAUUUUUUGGAGCCAUUCAUGGUGCCUAGACCAUUCUUCUAUCCUCGCAUAAUUCGGGAAUUUUACCGCACCAUGACCAGCAGAGGAGUAUAUCCACCUUCAGUGAUUUAUUUCGAAAUUGAUGGGAGACAAGGUAUGCUGAAUUCUGAAAUGGUAGCAAGAGCUUUGGAUAUUCCUUUCACACCUCCAAAUCCAGCUGAGUUUCAACCUAUUACUCGAAUUGAGGCUGCUGAGAUGGUCCGGAUUGUACAUCUAAAGCAAUUGCAAAGAGCCAAGAAAUAUCCAUUAUUCUUCCCGCGCAUGUUGGGCACCAUAUUGGAGUACUAUGGCUUCCCUACUGAACCUGAUAAAGAAAAGAAGCAUCAUUGUAGGGAAGUCUAUACUGUUUCCAGAUGGCAAGGUAGUGUGACCAAAACCGAGUCCACUCUCACAAGUGCCUCAUUGACCACUGAUAAUGAACAUCAUUAUGUGCCUCCUCCGAAUCUGAUCCUUGAAGAUUUUGGUGAUGGAGAAGAUACACCCCCAAGAUCACCAGCUGCAACCACACCAGGAGCUACUUCUACUCCCCAAAAUCCGGAUUCAGCUGCACAUAUUUUGGCUAGUCUUUCUUCUACCCCAAACAUAGGUCCAUCAGCUUCUGAUGGCUAUGUCCAUAUAUCAGCUGAAGCAUUCAAUCAACUCUUAGCUCGCUUGGAUAUGAUUCAAGAAAAUCAAGCAAACAUCCAGCUCACUCAGAGGCAACUUGUCCAAAGAGUUGAUGAACUUACCAUGGCUGUCCAACAAUGGAAUUCUUCUUCUGAGAAGCCAGCUAGUGUUCAUGAUGCUCCUCCUCUGUCCGUCCCACCUACACAAGAGACAAAUUCCACAACAAGGGAGUCCACAGUACCCACCACCAUUUUGACACCUUCCGAGAUCACCCCCUCCCAUCCAUCUCAUGCUUGA
This is a messenger RNA of Vitis riparia (riverbank grape), 4645 nucleotides long. RefSeq lists its product as uncharacterized. Lineage: Eukaryota; Viridiplantae; Streptophyta; Magnoliopsida; Vitales; Vitaceae. Gene Ontology annotation, molecular function: nucleic acid binding. The record is from RefSeq and is a predicted model, not a curated record.